Messenger RNA from Plenodomus lingam JN3, 246 nucleotides. The record is from RefSeq and is a predicted model, not a curated record. Lineage: Eukaryota; Fungi; Ascomycota; Dothideomycetes; Pleosporales; Leptosphaeriaceae.
AUGGCAAGCGGUUUUCUGGCGAUGGAUUCGUCGCCUCUGGGCCCGAUGUCACCUGUGACCUCUCAGGAUUCAGAGUGGGCUCCUCGGCCGAGCGUUCGCCGUGAAGGAACAAGCUAUGUCCUUACCUCGAUCGGAUGGCCUUGUCGCUUCACUCUUCAGUCAGACCGCCCACGGCGUAACUGCGCAGCCACGUUGACAUCUCCGGCAAUUCCCCAGGGUGGAGAGACUGGCAAGGUGCGUACAUGA